AUGCUGUUGUCGCGGGCGCUGCCUCCGCAGUUCUUGUUGCCAGCAUGGAAUGUGCAGCAAUUGGCUCUGGCGUUCCAGCAGCGGGCUCACAAAUCGGAUAGCGCAACGGAGAAACCUCAAAGUAGAGCAGCGCCAAACGCAUUCUCACUAUUUGAGGAACUGUUUCCAGAGGAGGACAAGGCAAGGCCGAAGAGCUCAGAUAAGAAGGCGGACAAGUUGCCUUCUUUUGGCUGGAAAGGACUCAAAGCGGCAGUUCCAGACGUCGCAAGAAAUGAUAGGAACAGGGCGAGCCGAUCAAUACUGCUGCGGCAAGACGAUGAAUUUGUACCCCAACAGUCACCAGAGUCCCAGCGGGUGGAAGGAAGCGGUGGAAUGCAGAGGACGAAGGCUAGCGUGCUGGUGCUGAAUUGUGCUAUGAAUUCGCUCGAAGAGAGUGAUUUCUUCCGAGUGAACCCGAGAGGGGAGCACAUUGAAGGCUGGACAAGUGGAAUUAUCAAAGUUAUCCCCGGUCGAGAUAACCAUACGCUCCGACCACUUGACCACUACUUCAUCCUAUUUUCGAGCGACGCGAGCGCCCGCGCAUAUCUCGACAACACCUUCCGAUUGCACCGUUUAGCCAAAGCAAACAGUCGCUGGGGAUCAUCAGGAGUGGUGGGUCUCCCUCUCCCGCCCGGAUUUUUGAAGGAAGGCGAAGAUCUGGAGAAGAUAAUCAAGGGUUUCUCACUCGUACCGGCAUAUACCAGGCUCGCGUUACGUUUGAUUGACAAAUCCUAUAAACCGGCCAUGGUCCGGCUGCUCAGUGAUGGAGGACCUGCUGCAAUCGCUAGCAGUAAGAGCAAGGCGGAGAAUAUGGUGCUGUUUCACACGGACGUGAACUAUAUAUCUCAGUUCGAUUUGAAAAAGGCGAUUAUGGAUGACGGGCGGCGAAGGAAUCUGCAUUGGAAACUUGCUGGGAAUGAGAACGAUAUUUUGACGUUGAAAUCUGACAUCGAGGCCGAGGGGGCGUUCGGUGACCCGGACGCAGGCAUUGAUACCAAGCCUUUUCGGCGAGCUGGUAGAUACGUGAUAUCGUUCAGGGACCGUCAUGAGGCUCGCAGAUUUGUACGGGAAUGGCAUCGUCGUGCUUUCCCCUCCCAUCGGCCACAUAGACCAGGCGAUGAGCCGCCCCCUAUAGUCAAUGUAGAGAUAUUAUGGUAG
Messenger RNA from Venustampulla echinocandica, 1197 nucleotides. RefSeq lists its product as uncharacterized. The record is from RefSeq and is a predicted model, not a curated record. Lineage: Eukaryota; Fungi; Ascomycota; Leotiomycetes; Helotiales; Pleuroascaceae. The transcript has 2 exons. The coding region runs from base 1 to 1197 and encodes 398 amino acids.